GAGGAGGUGGGACUUCUGGCUGGUACAGUAGCGGAAUUGGCCAACCGCCAGCGUGCAUCACUGUUCAGGCCACAGAGUCUGCAGCUGCAAAAAUGUCCAUAUUGUGUCUGCAUUCACAAGUACAGCUUUUAGUUACUCCAUAGCUGCACUCUCAAAAGGAAAACAACAUUUUAGCAGUUACUGCUAUCGCUAGCUCCAACAUAAGGUGAAGAAGCUUUAAUGUGACAGCUGACAGACUGAGAGGAAUGGCAGGAGAAACCAUGGGGUCUGAUUAGGCUGGCUGUGUGUUGGAGGUUCACAGUGUGGAAAUAAUGUCGUGCAGUAACAGAGAGCUGGUGGAGUUCUUUAUAAGCUACAAACUUUCUCAGAGGAACUACCCAACCUCCUUGCUGAGACCCGAGGAUGCUGGUGGAAGGACUGAGGGAGACAAGGCCAACUUAGCUGCCGGUAACGGCUCGCUGGUCAACAGCAGGAACGGGGCUGGCCAGCCGGUGACGUCGUCAUCCCCGCGUGCUGCCAUAGAGGCUGUAAAAGCAGCUCUUCGGGACUCAGCAAAUGAGUUUGAAUUGCUCUUCACGCAAGCGUUUAGUGACCUUUCCUCGCAGCUUGACAUCACUCCUGACACAGCCUACCACAGUUUUAAGAGCGUGAUGGACGAGGUGUUCAAGGAUGGAGUCAACUGGGGACGUAUAGUGGGCCUGUUUGCCUUUGGUGGUGUACUGUGUGUGGAAUGCGUGGAGAAGGAUAUGAGCGAGCUGGUUUCCCGCAUCGCAGACUGGAUGACCAUGUAUCUGGAUGAGCACAUCAGUCCGUGGAUCCAGAGCCAAGGAGGAUGGGACUGCUUUGCUGAGGUUUUCGGGAAAGACGCCGCUGCAGAAGCGAGGAGAUCUCGGGAGACUCUGAGUAGGUGGCUGCUAGUUGGAGUGGCGCUGCUAAUGGGAGUAGUGGUCGGUGUGUUCAUCGCUAAGAAACGGUGAAGGUGCAGCAUCUCGUUCACCAUGGCACACCAUGUGUAUUGAUACGCCAACAAAAAUAAAACUAAAUAGUUAAUGUUUACAAAAAGCCCAGUCUGCUUGUGCACUGACAGAAUGUGGAUUGGCCAAAGCAGUUUGUGGGAGUAUCCAUAAUAUGUAGCUUGGUGAGCUGUUACACCUCUCACCCAUGCUUUGUCCUGUGUCUUUUAUUUUUUUAACACACAGCAGAGAUUUUCAGUUGUUAAAGGGUGUUACUCUCCAGACUGGAAGUGCUUUAAAAGAACCUGAUAAGCUAAGAGACAGUGAAACUGAUUCAGCUGGUUUGAUGAGAUUGCUUAUUUUUAAUUUUUCCUUUGUGCAUUACCCGAUGACCAUUUUUUUACUACUUACAAACUGACAGCUGACAGAAAACAUAAGUUAUAUUUCCUUUUCACUGUGUAAUGCUCAGCUCCUUUUGUUGGCUUAACUGGAGUUUUAGGCAUGCUUCAAAAAAUAAAUAUAUUUAUGUUU
Siniperca chuatsi (mandarin fish) is the source of this 1484-nucleotide messenger RNA. RefSeq names its product bcl-2-like protein 1. The transcript has 3 exons. The record is from RefSeq and is a predicted model, not a curated record. Gene Ontology annotation, biological process: extrinsic apoptotic signaling pathway in absence of ligand; negative regulation of intrinsic apoptotic signaling pathway; intrinsic apoptotic signaling pathway in response to DNA damage. Gene Ontology annotation, molecular function: protein heterodimerization activity; protein homodimerization activity. Lineage: Eukaryota; Metazoa; Chordata; Actinopteri; Centrarchiformes; Sinipercidae. Gene Ontology annotation, cellular component: mitochondrial outer membrane. Bases 312 to 977 code for a protein of 221 amino acids.